This is a messenger RNA of Oppiella nova, 534 nucleotides long. The record is from the annotation of a GenBank genome assembly. NCBI's taxonomy places the organism in Eukaryota, Metazoa, Arthropoda, Arachnida, Sarcoptiformes, Oppiidae.
AUGCGGCGCUCAUCGAUGGCCCGGAACUCGCACUUAGAUCUCGUCAACGAGUUGUACAGAAAGAGCUUAUUCUUCGCGGUCUUCGGCGCGUCCGCCGGUGGCCACCAAUCGGGUUGCGAUCGCUUAGCACUCAUUCCUCAACUUCUUAACGGCUGUCGAAGAUGUCAUUUGUUGAGACAAUUGGUGGUCACACACAGACAUCACCUACAGGUCUGUCCACUCGUGAGCCAUCUGUCCACCAGAUUGUCUUCGGCGACCGCUUCAUCGACAGCGGCGACUCAGAUCAAGACAAACGAUUCCCGGUUCACGAAAAGUGGUCCCGAUUUGCAGCACUUUAUAAGACAGUCACAAGAAUCGGAUCCAAUUAGAUCCGAACCCUUUGUGGUGUCCAGAAGUUCGCCCAUACCUUACAUCGAUGAGCAUGUGUUGGAUGGACAGGGAGCUAAAGUAUUCAUCCGAACCUAUGGCUGUCAGAUGAAUGUAAACGACACCCAAAUCGCGACAACGAUUCUCAAGAACUCCGGAUAUGAUAUC